This is a messenger RNA of Pseudo-nitzschia multistriata, 1522 nucleotides long. The record is from the annotation of a GenBank genome assembly. Lineage: Eukaryota; Bacillariophyta; Bacillariophyceae; Bacillariales; Bacillariaceae.
ACUUCGUUCGAAGGAUUUGGAUUUUGUCUUUCUUUUUUCCAUUUCCUUUUCGACUUCAGUUAUUGUUGGUACCAUCGAACAUUCACAUCGAACGUCAAGGAAUCGAUUGAUUAGACCUAAUUGACGAGACUCAACAUCUUACGUUUUCUGUCACUUUCGCAGUUCAUGAAUCCCGGCGUCUUCUAUGAAACAAAAAAUUGAGCAAACAUUUAUGCCAGAGAAUGCAUAGACGCAAUAGUGACAUCGUGCUUUUGAACGUCGGAGGAACAUUGUUCACUUCGUCAGUUUCGACACUCGUUAGCUCUUCCUCGUAUUUUGAAAGUCGUCUAUCCAAAGAAUGGCAAGAACAGGAUACCAUCAGCGAAGAGCCGAUAGUCAUCGACCAAGACCCCAAAGUCUUUUCUAUUCUACUUUCCUACAUGCGACUGGGAUAUAUAAAUGCUGAUGAGAUCACAACACCAGUUUUGCUGCUAGCAAAAUUCUUUGGGAUUGAACAAUUAUUAAGGGCAGUUAAAGCCGAGGCAAGACGAUCGAAGUUCGAGGGCCAAAAUUUGGAGAUAUUUUACACGGCUCAAGCUGCUUUUUUGGUGACAGAAAACGAUGUUAGGAAGGAAUUUGCAUCGGUGUCCAUGUAUAAUCCCUAUUCUUUGUCUUUCGUUAACAACCCUGUUAACGAUGACGAAGAUAUUUUACUCACCGUUCCAGACUUCGUUGUUAGUGUUGAGGUUCCGCGAGAGGAUGGAACGGUGGAAAAAGUUCCUAAUUGUGUCACCUUCAUUGAUGCCCUGAACUAUUUGAACAAGUUGGGAUAUACUAGGUACGAGAAGGAUAUGCUCGAAACAACGAAACAACUUUCCUACAUCCAGGCUCGCCUUUGGUUCUCAAAGUUAAUCUUGCAUGAUGUAGAAGAUAUGGAAGUUGAUUCCAAAGAAGAUUUCUUCGCAAUGAAUAAAACAAUCAUCAAGAGCGACACUCGGGAGAAGCGAAAAAGUUACCCUAGACAAUUUUGUUGCGUGAUUGAAAAUUAUGCCCGAGAACUCGAUGAUUUUGAACGUUCCAUGCUUGAGGCACAGGUUGGAACAACAAAGACACGUCAAAUAAUAGAUCACCAUGGCGAUGAAUCCGAGGAAUUCCUGAUAAGCAACGUAGAGGUACGAAGUACUGUUCAGGGGAAUAUUCAUUCGAAGAUAAAACAAUCCAAUUGGCUCCAGAGGCAGGGAUAUAUUCACAGCGAGGCCGAGAUAGCGAAAGCAUAUGGAGUAGCAAUUAAGUGCCUGAAAGCUCACUGCGCGCCGAACAAAAUAGGCCUAGAUAAAGUUUCAAUUUGGUCUCGACCAUUGGACAAAAGCGACAUUACUUAGGCAAAUCAUCUGUUGUGUCACGACAGCACCAUAGUAGUAGAGAAGCUGAAUGAAUCGACUUCGUCAGAAGGGCCCUUUUCUUAGCAUGUUCAAGAAUGGUCAUAAUGAAGAUACUUGAUACAAGUGGUACCGUUUGAGAGAAGUAAAUACUGCAUGGCAAG